AUGCUGAAGAGACGUAACCUUCUUACCACACUCCUGAUCGCCUUGCCAUGGGCUCUCCUCCUAACCUUGUGGCACCAGUACCCAACCACCCGCUACCUCAGCCUGCUGAGAAAAGAGACAGAUGAGAACGUGACCUCUAAAGCUCUCCUCAACGGUACAUCUGCACUGAGAGAAGAAGGCCUCCCAUCAUGCAUUCGGCAGCAGCAAAGCAUAGGGGCAACCCCUAAAGUCAUCCAGAAUUAUGUGUACUCCAGGCCUCCCCCAUGGUCAGACACCCUGCCGACCAUCUUCGUUAUCACCCCUACCUACACCCGGCCAGUGCAAAAAGCUGAGCUGACCCGUCUGGCCAACACCUUCCUACAUGUACAGAACCUGCACUGGGUGGUGGUGGAGGACUCGCCCCGGAGGACCAACCUGGUGUCCAACCUGCUGGAGAAGACAGGGCUCAACUUCACCCACCUCAACGUGGAGACGCCCAAGAGUCUGAAGCUGGGGCUGUCCCGGAUCCCGCCCCACACCCCAAGGGGAACACUGCAGAGGAACCUGGGGCUGCACUGGCUGAGGGACAGCUUCAGCAACACCACACCGCCGGAAGGCGUAGUGUAUUUUGCCGAUGAUGACAACAGCUACAGCCUGGAGCUAUUUGAAGAGAUGCGCUACACGAGGAGGGUGUCGGUCUGGCCAGUGGCUUUUGUUGGGGGGCUGCGAUAUGAGUCCCCAAAAGUGAGUCCAGCAGGGAAGGUUGUGGGCUGGAAAACCGUCUUUGACCCUAACCGGCCCUUUGCUAUUGACAUGGCUGGCUUUGCUAUCAGCAUCAAGCUGAUUUUGGAGAAGCCUCAGGCCAGUUUCAAGCUGGAGGGCGUUAAAGGAGGCUACCAGGAAACCAGUCUGCUGAAGGAUCUAGUCACCAUGGAUGGGCUGGAGCCCAAAGCAGCCAACUGCACAAAGGUGUUGGUCUGGCACACAAGAACCGAGAGGCCCACUCUGGUUAACGAAGGCAAGCGUGGAUUUACGGACCCCAGAGUAGAGGUGUAA
This is a messenger RNA of Opisthocomus hoazin, 1035 nucleotides long. Lineage: Eukaryota; Metazoa; Chordata; Aves; Opisthocomiformes; Opisthocomidae. The record is from RefSeq and is a predicted model, not a curated record.